Alligator sinensis (Chinese alligator) is the source of this 2373-nucleotide messenger RNA. RefSeq lists its product as uncharacterized. The coding region runs from base 1 to 1491 and encodes 496 amino acids. Gene Ontology annotation, molecular function: metalloendopeptidase activity; lipid binding. The record is from RefSeq and is a predicted model, not a curated record. The transcript is spliced from 3 exons. Gene Ontology annotation, cellular component: extracellular region; membrane. NCBI's taxonomy places the organism in Eukaryota, Metazoa, Chordata, Crocodylia, Alligatoridae. Gene Ontology annotation, biological process: lipid transport; lipoprotein metabolic process.
AUGAGCUCCUGGGAAGCCAUCGUGUGCGGCAAGGAAGAAAACCAAAGGAAAUGCCACACUUUUAAAAGAGGUGGCAAAACAUACAAGUCACUCCCCAAAGGCAAGACAAGAAUCGCAGAAGCAGCGAGGCAGAGCGCGGUGGGCAUCCUGAGAGACGCCCUGAAGAAGAAGGACCGUGUGCUCAUGGAGACGCCUCGGGACCUGAUUUCCUGCGACUCCGAACAGCCCCAGUUCUGGAUGGAGCGGUUCGCUGUCGUGACAGAGAAGCGGGUGAGAGACCUCAUCUCAGUGCUGGAGGAAGUCAAGUUCAUGGAGGAUCUUUCCAAGAAGAACAUAUAUGCAUAUGUUAAACCAAAAUCUGGAGACAAAACCAUUUAUUUGGGCCCACUCUUCUGGGAGGCUCCGAGUCACCUCGAUAAAGAUUCCCAGCCGGGGACUUUAAUCCACGAGGCCUCGCACUUCCUGGGCACGUGCGACAUCACCUACGAGCCAUUUAGCUUCUAUGUUACCUGCAGGGGAGUGAUGGUGAAAAACAACUCGACAGACCCAGAUAGUCCAAAAUUUCUUCCUCUGGUGACUGCGGUGCUAAAUGCCAACAACAUCGAGUACGAGUUUGAAGUGACCCUGCGGCACCGGGGAGACUACGAGCAGGGCAGAUACUCCUGCUGCGGGGAGGCGGCGAGGAGCUCCGUCUGCGAGAGCGCCGUGGCCAACGACUUCUUCACUUCUCCGAGCAACCAGAGAGAAUUAGAAAGGAUGAGCAUUCCUGAAAUACUGAGGGGGAAGCUGCUGCCGGCCCGGGACAGACUGCAGCGGCACGUAGCAGCGCUUCGGACAAUUGCUGACACCGUGGAUGCGGCGCACAGAGGAAUGAAGAAAGCAAAGAUUAUUGGAGGCAUUUUCGGCAUUGUGGGCGGGAUCACUACCUUUGCAGGGCUCUCCCUCGCCUCCGUGACCUUCGGGACAUCGCUGGUUUUCACGGGGCUCGGUGUCUCCUUGGCAGGUGGCCUGACCGGCGCAGCAGCGACCAGAAGCAACAUAUCGCAGAGCCAAGACAAGAAGGAAGAGUUCAACGGGCUCCUGGACCAGUGCCAGGCUGAGGUGCAGCAAAUCAAGCAGUACAUGGAGUACGUCUCAGUCCGGGUGCAAAGGGCCAAAGAAGCUGUCAACAAGACUGAUCGGCUGUUUGCAAUCCCACAGAUCGGGGCAGCAGCAGGGCGUGUUAUGGAGAUGGUCAAAGCUGGAGAGCUGCUGGGUAAAGCCAGCCACAUCACACAAUUAGCAGGAACUGCCACACGCACCAUGACAGGUGUCACACUGUGCCUGGAUGUCUUCUUUGUAGCCAAGAAUGCCAUAGAGCUCCUGAAAGGCACCAAAACAGACCUGGCAGCCAAGAUCCGAGAGGCCGUCACUAAACUUGAGCAAGUGAUUGAGCAAGUCAACAACAUGAACAAGACGCUGACUGGGGAAAAGCCAAAAGUCUCCCCCUGACAGAGGAUGACUCCUUCAUUCCCUUCACUUCUCCCAGAAAGACUCAGCUCUGCCUCAUGCCCAAGCACAGCCGCAUGCUCCGGGCAAACAAGGGAUGGGAGAGGAGCCUGUGCUCCUUGCAGGACUGACCCAUAUCUGGUCCAUGCUCCUGGCCCCAGGUGAGCGCUCUUUUAUUGGAAGAGCUUCCAUUAUGAAGAGAAUAUUAAACAGGCUAGGACUAAGAAAAAUGUAACCCGGGCGGUACUCCAAGAGGUACCCCUCUCCAAUUGAAGGGAUCAGAGCAUGUGCACAAGUGCUGUGGGAGGUGUAGGGACCCUCCUCCCCGUAUAGAGCAGAGCCAGAUCACCAAUAGGGACAAACCAUAUAUCUUUUCAUGAGAAAAACAGUAGAGGGAACAUAACAUGUGUAAACCAGGGGGCAUAGGAGACACUAUGACGGCCUGAGGGGGCAGGAUUCCAUAAAGGCUAGGCAUUUACAGUUGUAGACAUAUUCAUCCAGUUUACCGAAGACCAGUUUAACAAAAAAGAAACACAAACAGCAGAGCAAACAAUACUGGCUGGGGAAAUAUAAAAUGCACAAAAUACAAAACAUCAAACAACAAGAGCUGUAGGGUAUAGGUACCGGGAGGGGGGGGGAAGGAAGGAGCCACAAUGACCCCCGUCCACUGCAACAAGAAUUUUCUCCCCACUACUUGGGCCAGGCAGGACUUAAACUCAGGCCUGCUGCGUGGCAAGCAGACACUCUACCACACAGCCAACAGUGUUCCAAGCUUUUAGGGGUUUGACCUUCCUGGAGCCCCGGCCUCACGUCACGCUGCCUGGUCUCUUGCUGGAGGAGCUGGAAGCAGAGCUGGGAACCUCUCAGGUCACUGCUCGGAUCUUG